GCAUGUGAAAGUCCAUUCAUAUUGAUUGCCCUUACACAAAGAGCACUCACUCCUUGCGCUCCACCAACUCUUCUUACUCCUUCCUACUACUAGCACCUCAAUUACUUGAUUCAAUUCUCCUUCUGGAUUGUACUUCUAGUCUUGUGUGCAUUUAGACAACUUUCAAUUCUAUCCGCAUCUUCCGACAUUCAAGCGCCCAUCAUGUCCAAAACAUUCUCCAUAGCCGAUGUGGCAUCCCACAACAAAGCAGACAACCUGUACAUUGUGGUCGAUGAAGAUGUCUAUGACUUGACCAAGUUUCAGGACGAGCAUCCAGGUGGAAAGAAGAUCCUUCAGCGAGUGGCUGGCAAAGACGCCUCGAAACAGUUCUGGAAAUACCACAACGAAGGCAUCCUCAAAAAGUAUAAGGCGAAGUUGCAGGUCGGAUCAUUAGACACCAAGAAGACUGCCGCACCAGCUACCCCUCCGGCUACACCUCCGGCGCAAGAAAAGAAGGAGAAAGUCGUGCCCCAGGCCGAAUCUGGGACAGUCGCCCCUGCGCCUGGCCCGCUAGCCCAGGAAGAAGCUGAGGCACAGGAUCCCUUUGGUGACCUCAUUCCCUUUGGCGACCCAAGCUGGUAUCAGGGUCACCAUUCCCCCUACUACAACGAAACCCACGCUGCGCUCCGUGCUGAAGUCCGAGAAUGGGUCGAAUCCGAGAUCGAACCGUAUGUGACCGAAUGGGACGAGGCCAAGAAAGUCCCAGACACCAUCUACAAACAAAUGGGUGAACGAGGCUACCUCGCUGGUCUAAUGGGCGUGAAAUACCCGAAGAACUUGGCAAAGAAUACCGUCAAGAGCGUGCCACCGGAGAAGUGGGAUCUCUUCCACGAAAUGCUGCUCACGGAUGAGCUCUCCAGGACCGGUUCUGGCGGUCUGGUCUGGAACUUGAUCGGAGGGUUUGGUAUCGGAUGCCCACCACUCGUCAAGUACGGCAAGAAGGAGUUGGUCAACCGCAUUCUACCUGGUAUUCUUGCUGGUGACAAGAGAAUAUGUCUGGCCAUUACGGAACCUGAUGCCGGCUCUGAUGUGGCCAAUCUGACCUGCGAGGCCAAACUCAGCGAAGAUGGGAAACACUACAUCGUCAAUGGCGAGAAGAAGUGGAUCACCAACGGUAUUUGGUGCGACUACUUUACCACCGCCGUAAGGACUGGUGGUCCCGGCAUGAACGGCGUAAGUCUCUUGUUGAUCGAGCGAGGAGAAGGUGUGAGCACCCGACGAAUGGACUGCCAGGGUGUCUGGAGCAGUGGAACGACCUACAUCACAUUCGAAGACGUCAAGGUUCCCGUGGAGAACGUUCUCGGAAAGCCCAACAAGGGAUUCCAGGUGAUCAUGACCAAUUUCAACCACGAACGGAUUGGAAUCAUAAUUCAGUGUGUACGAUUCUCCCGGGUGUGCUUUGAAGAGUCGGUGAAAUAUGCAUCCAAGAGAAAGACGUUUGGCCAGAAGCUCAUCAAUCAUCCCGUCAUCCGCUUGAAGCUUGCACACAUGGCACGUCAAAUCGAGGCCACCUACAAUUGGCUGGAGAACGUCGUGUAUCAAUGCCAGAAGAUGGGCGAGACGGAAGCCAUGUUGAGACUGGGAGGAUCUAUUGCUGGUCUGAAAGCGCAAGCCACCACAACGUUUGAGUUCUGCACCAAGGAGGCUGCCCAGAUCUUUGGCGGUCUUGCAUACUCGAGGGGUGGACAAGGUGGAAAAGUGGAGAGAUUAUAUCGGGAUACAUUGGCCUACAAGAUUCCUGGUGGGAGUGAAGAGAUCAUGUUGGAUCUGAGUAUUCGGCAGAGCAUGAAGGUACACAAGGCUUUGGGUAUGAAGCUGUAGGGGAAGAAUAGGGGUAUACAGUAUAUACACAGUAGGGCAGCAUUGGUGUGAAACCUUGUUGGAUGUAGGCCUAUAUCAAAACUUCAUCACGUGGGUGAAUGCUCGCACCCGUUA
This is a messenger RNA of Exophiala viscosa, 1974 nucleotides long. RefSeq names its product acyl-CoA dehydrogenase. Gene Ontology annotation, cellular component: cytoplasm. Gene Ontology annotation, molecular function: flavin adenine dinucleotide binding; acyl-CoA dehydrogenase activity. Bases 202 to 1860 code for a protein of 552 amino acids. The transcript is spliced from 4 exons. Lineage: Eukaryota; Fungi; Ascomycota; Eurotiomycetes; Chaetothyriales; Herpotrichiellaceae. The record is from RefSeq and is a predicted model, not a curated record. Gene Ontology annotation, biological process: fatty acid beta-oxidation using acyl-CoA dehydrogenase.